CACUUCUCCUUUUUCUUGAUCACACUAUCCAGCACUUAGAAUACAAGGAUCAAAACUGUAAUUAAACUCAAGAAAAAGGACCAAAAAGAAAAAAGAAACAUGACAAUAAAUAAAAACAUAGUCUGGUAGUAGGUGUUGGAAAAUUUAAUUUUGGGCUACCUAAAAAGUUAGCUAUAUCACAUUUCCCACUGAAUAAUAAUAAUAGAACUAAGCUAUCACCACAUCUUUAAAUUUGUGCCAUUGUACACAUAAAAUUUCUAUCACAACAUACACAAUCAAUAUGGCCUCGACAACCACAUUUCUCAUCCUAAUUCUUAUCUCUCUAUUUUCUACGAUACUAACUCCAUCCGUUGAUGCACAGACAAUGCCUCCGAUGGCGGCUGCAGAGCCGCCAUCGAUGGCUAUGUCGCCGGCCGCAGCAUCAGGGCCGGCAACAUCGGGUGAAAUGGAUUGUAUGACAGUGUUGAUAAACAUGUCAAGUUGCUUAACAUUUGUUGAACAAGGAAGUAACUUGACUAAGCCAGAUAAAGAAUGUUGCCCAUCACUUGCUGGACUAUUGGAUAGUAAUCCAAUUUGUUUGUGCCAUUUGCUUGGUGAUCCUACAAAAACUGGGGUACAAAUUGAUGUCAAUAGGGCACUUAAACUUCCUACUAUUUGCAAAUUGGAAACUCCACCUGUUAGCACUUGUGCAGCUUUGGGUAUCCCAGUUGCAGCUCCAACAAGUGCUGAAGUUCCUACUACUUCACCUGGAGGUUUUGAUUCUAGCCCUGCUACAGCAAGUGAAGUUCCCGCUCUUUCACCUGGAGGUUUUGCUUCAAGUCCUACUUCAUCAGAGGACAAAAAUAAUGCAGCUUCAGUUAUGCCAUUUUUCAAGAUGCAAUUGGUUCUUAGCUUGGGAAUUAUGUUUUUCACAAUUAUUUAUUAAGUCGGUAUUCAUCUAUGAGAGGCAUUCGUAUAUCUUUGGAGACUUUUCCUUCUGAUUUGACCACAAAUUCUUGGAAUUAAUUCUUAGUGAGACAUUAAUAAAUUAAAUUCUCUUAUUAGGAUUGAAUUAAUUAUAUCUUGUAAUUUUCAUUAUCUUUAAUUUUCCACUCUCAAAUUGUUGAUGAGAAAUAGAUUUAUAUUAAAUUUCUCUAAUGACAUGGAUGAUACAAUUUGCCUAUUAUAAUUAUGUAAUGUAAUGUUUUACCCUCUUUGUUAAGAACUUGAGAUUUGCCA
Molecule: messenger RNA, 1218 nt
Organism: Capsicum annuum
Lineage: Eukaryota; Viridiplantae; Streptophyta; Magnoliopsida; Solanales; Solanaceae
Product: non-specific lipid transfer protein GPI-anchored 2
Exons: 4
Coding region: 281-925 (214 amino acids)
Source: RefSeq, a predicted model, not a curated record